AUGCAAUACUUCUUUUCCUUAUCUACGCCACUCAUUGCCCUGUUGUUGUUGGUUUCUUCGGCAACGAGUCUGGUCCAUGGAUCUUAUGAACAACAUCACUGGUUUGAGACAAGACAAGAUACACAUCGCGCACCCCAAAGACCAAGGCCAAUGCCAUCGCUGGUUAUAGACACCUUUCAAGAUCCACUCCACAAUGACUUGGGAUUCUGGCAUGGUACCGGUGAAAACUUGACGCUCCAACACCGCCCUGGCCAGAUGCGUCUUUUCCCAACAGAUCCAGAUCAGAAUUUCCAUACCCAGUUCAAUACGGCGAGCUGUUUCAGCCUGUUGGCCUGGCAUAAUCAAUACUUGCAUGUCGUUUUCGAAGGAAACGAAGAAUUUACGGUCUCGCUGAAUGAGCACAAUGCGGACUGCUACCCGCAUCGAGCCCCAUUCCCAGGUGUGCCAGAUAGCGUUGAAGCAUCGAGGUACAUUAUGAGGACCCGAUCAGGGAGUCGGGAAAAAGAUGAUACAGAUGGAUGGAAUGACUCGAACAACGUUGGUAUGUCCACGAGAACGAAGAAGAAGCGCCCCAACAAGGACAGCUGCCGCGAUGAUAAUGACGAUGAGUCCGACGAUGAUCGAGACCAAGCACCCGCAUCGCCAGAGAGAACAGAGCUCUUCAUUCCUCUCUCUCAUUUCCACAUUAAUCAAAAUCGAGUUGUGUCUGUCUCAUUCACCGGCUUCUACUCCAAAGAACCGAUCACCUUGUACCGAGUCGAGAUUGUGUCGAAUGUUCCAGCGCCCUCAUUGGAGAACAAUCACUUCAUGAUUCCUGACAAGUUGCCGAGUGGACAACUGAUCCUUCGCUGCAGUCGUCCCAACUCCUUUGCGUUCGGUAUUGAUGACGGACAACCGCAGUAUGCGCAGGAAGUCCUUCGAAUUCUCGACGAUGAGGAUGUUCGGGUGACCUUCUUCGCGGUUGGGGCCGGUCUUCGCGACUCCUCGACGAACUUCACUAACUUUUAUCGGGAGAUGAUACGCAAGGGGCAUCAAGUUGCGUUGCAUUCCAACACACACCCAAAAAUGGAGGCUCUUCCCAGGGAAGACCAGAUUGAUGAGGAGAUUGUCCAAUCGAUCCGAACCCUUAGAAACAAUCUCAAUAUUGGCUCUUCAUACUUCCGCCCCCCUUUUGGAACCGUCGGUGCGCGCAUGCGGCAGCGUUUGGCGAAGCAUAUCCACAACCCCUAUAUUGUCAAUUGGAGUGUCGACGUGGAAGAUUGGCUUUGGGCAAACACAUCGACCCCAGAGAGACAACUCGAAGCCUUUUACCGGGGCAUUGCGCGCGGCGGAAAUCUCGCCGUGAUGCACUUCCUGAAUCCCACGACGGUCGGGUAUCUGCCACAAUUCAUUCGACACGUCAAGGGUGUCGGAUUCACAGUCAUGCGGAUCGAUCAGUGCCUGGAGGAUCCUAACAGCCCGCCGCUGUGA
Messenger RNA from Penicillium macrosclerotiorum, 1470 nucleotides. RefSeq names its product polysaccharide deacetylase family protein. NCBI's taxonomy places the organism in Eukaryota, Fungi, Ascomycota, Eurotiomycetes, Eurotiales, Aspergillaceae. Bases 1 to 1470 code for a protein of 489 amino acids. The transcript has 3 exons. The record is from RefSeq and is a predicted model, not a curated record. Gene Ontology annotation, molecular function: hydrolase activity, acting on carbon-nitrogen (but not peptide) bonds. Gene Ontology annotation, biological process: carbohydrate metabolic process.